GCUGGUUUUAUUUCAAUGACGCUUUUCGGUAAAAAGAGGGUACCGGAAAAACUUGAUAUCCCGACCAGUUCAGACGUUGAUAGACAGAAUAACCAGCAAGAAGAAAAUAAUAUACCACCACCACCACCACCACCACCACCACCACCACCACCAGCGACACCAAUAGAGGGGCCAACAGCAGAGCAAUUGCAAGACAUAAUUGAGAGACUAAGAGCAUUUGUGUACCCACAAAAUCCACAGGUAGCACCACGACCUCCAACAGUACAAAUGCCAGGACAACCACAACCACCACCACCGACUGAUCUUCCAGCUCCAGGCGGUAAUGAUCCACCAGCUCCAGCCGGUGAUGGAGGGGUGUUGGAAGAUUCGGCACUACCGCGUGACGAAGAUUAAACUUGCCAAGCAAUAUCUAAGAUCCGUAUCACAUUCUGAAAAAAAUAUGCUUACUUAGCUGUGUAUAUUUUUAAAUUUUCAUUAUUGUUUAUCAUAAUAUUAUUGUGUUUGAAACUUUAUAUUUUUCUAAUAACAAUAUAAUAUUCCAAAUAACACAUUUUGUUACCUAUCAUAUAAAUUAUAUUAUUAUGUCUAUUACCUGUCUACCAAUAAAAAUAAUGUUAA
Messenger RNA from Adelges cooleyi (spruce gall adelgid), 618 nucleotides. RefSeq lists its product as uncharacterized. Bases 16 to 393 code for a protein of 125 amino acids. NCBI's taxonomy places the organism in Eukaryota, Metazoa, Arthropoda, Insecta, Hemiptera, Adelgidae. The transcript is spliced from 11 exons. The record is from RefSeq and is a predicted model, not a curated record.